Molecule: messenger RNA, 2159 nt
Organism: Marasmius oreades (fairy-ring Marasmius)
Lineage: Eukaryota; Fungi; Basidiomycota; Agaricomycetes; Agaricales; Marasmiaceae
Exons: 10
Coding region: 363-2159 (598 amino acids)
Source: RefSeq, a predicted model, not a curated record
CAGGAGGUCAGCCGGUGACCACCGGAAGACCCGGGUGCACGUUUCGCCGCUUUCCACACUAGUAGCACGACCAUCAACCAUCUUAACGAUGAGGGCCGUUAGUACUCGCCCUCCAAGCAAUGAUUCCAAAGACAAAAACUCCAACAAAGCGAAAGGAAGUCCCUCGCAAGACUUGAAGUGAUGGACAAGGAAAUGGGGUAUUACGAGCACGAGCAGUUUGAAAUUUCGGGCGGCGUUCAAGCUUCAGUUUCGCCGCUCAACGUCAACUUCCCCCGGGUGAUUGACAGCAAGCUUAAUGAACAUGCACAAGGCACCUCGCUUAGCUGCUCUCCUCUUGUUCCUUCUCUCGAACUUGCGCCAGAAUGUCUUCAAGCCGCUUUUUUGAGGACUCAUCCAAUAUACAUUUCUCUGGCAACCCGUUCUUUACACAUGCAAAUACAGUUACAAUCAACAACUUUUACAAUCGUUCAGCAAGUAUGGAAUGUGAACUAGGAUCGUCGUACUCUCGGAGGGACGACCACCAAUGGCUUACUUUGCGUGGAGGACGACUCAGGAUCAGAUUGAUAGACAUGAGCGAUAUAAACAUCUUGCAGGAAAUUUCCUCAGAGACGCUUCGUGUGUUGGUCAAAUUGAAGUCCACGAACCCGUUUCGAAGCAGGAUGGGAAGUGUUAUAAAGCUGCAUAGAAGGGUAGAAAGUGCAGAAAUUGUUCCUGGGUUUGGAGGUCGACGGUUUACGGUUGUUUCACUUGAACCCGAAAAUGACGCCGACAUCGAGAAGAUACAGACGGUAUUACAGCCGCUUUUGGAGGUUGCUCUCUCUCGACGUCGAGUCUGGCUUACACAGCUCUUUGGAGUGGGGCGGUCGAUAAUUCCAACGCUGGUAUAUCACGAUGAGUUCGUCAAUGUAGAGGCUAUCAUCGAGCAAUACGAGGAGACGCCGAUCGUAUACAUCUACUUGUUGUGCCAAUUGAGCCAUUCAGUUUUCUGCAUUUAUGAUGAUGGCACUUUGCAGAAGUUUCUCACUCUACUUUCGGAUGACCCUUCGUAUUGGAGGUUCAAUCUGAGGACUCAUUCAUUCCAGUAUGACGCCGUAUCCAAGGCACUCUCCGACGAAGACCCACCGCGCUCCUUUGAUCGAGUGUUUCCGCUUCCUCGCAAUUGUAAUCCGCCACUCGAUUCCAACGAAAUUGUCCGCGCUCUUCCAGACUACCUGCAGAUGGUUUCAGUAUUCAGAAAGAAAACCUACAUCGACCGUAGAGCAGGUUUUCUCCGUGCCGGUCUAAUAACAUUUGGCACUCUUGUUAAUCUCACAAAACCCGGAAUCCUCGCCUACUUUCCUUCCAUUUCAUCCCCUGUGUGGUCCUGCAAAUUUAGUAUACUUGGUACUCCAGAUAUCAUUCCUGUGUAUUCGGCUUCAGUCCCUUCGCUUCUUGACCUCAAUUUCACGAAGACUCGGAAUAACGGCAUAUGGGAAAUGGAUGUUCGGUUCUCAUUAGAGCUACUACCAGAGGACCGCCAACGACUUCGGACUGCCUACCUCGUGCAGUCAUUCCCUUUUUACAACAAGUAUGACGUUUCCAGUGAUUUGGUCUUCAUAGAUGAGCUUGGCUUCGAACUGACUGGGACCUUCAAGUCGGAUCCGUCAAGUUGCAAUUUCCCGAAAUAUCUACACGUCCCACCUAUAUCUCCUGCCUGGAUCAACAACAUGCCCUGCCUUCGCUGGCCAAUAAACACACCAUUGUUCUAUUGGUCCUUUGAUCGUAACGGAAAGAUGAAGAUUUCAGAAAGAGAGUGGAAGCGGUAUGGAAUUCCAGACUUGAUAGUAGAACCAUAUAUCAUGUCGAGCUGGGAGAAGCUUGUGUGCCACUCGGUUUGGGAAUAUCUUUCCUUGAAGAAGUAUGACUUUCGGAGUGGUCGACAGUUUGCCCGUGAUCACGGGUAUCCGAUUCUAGUCGAAGGCGAUCCCAUGAUGUCCCCGGAGGCAGCUUCGUGCAUCGUGCCCCGAGUCAAGAACUUGAGUUGGGAGCUUGGAGCAGAAAGGUUCGGCUCUAAUUUUACCACUAGGAAAGAGAAAGGAAAAGCCCGCGAAAUGGAUCCGCGAGUUGAUGUCCAGGCUGCUCGUGCAGGACAAGCACCCGUAGUCGAAAUUUCACAUUGA